Molecule: messenger RNA, 858 nt
Organism: Angiostrongylus costaricensis
Lineage: Eukaryota; Metazoa; Nematoda; Chromadorea; Rhabditida; Metastrongylidae
Source: the annotation of a GenBank genome assembly
AUGUGUACUUCAGCUGGCUUAGCGCAAAAUCGACUGGCUUUGAUAGAUUUUUUUGACCGAGGUGGGCAGCUUACCGAAGAACAAAAGCAACGUCGUUAUAAGGAAUUACAAAAGGAAUAUGAUCGCCUUCGGAUUUUGGGAGAAAUGAAAGUGGCGCUUGCAGAAAAGAUGCAAGAAGUAUUGGAAACGUACAUGCAGUAUUUGGAUAAAGAAAAAACUCAUUUCAAAUACGAGCUGGAAGCGGAUAACCCAGGAAUAACAGAAGUUAUCGAAACGAGGUUUGCAAAUUAUUGUGAAUCACUGAUAGCGUUGAGGAAGGAAAGGAAAAGGAGGUUAACCAACGGCUCAAUCGACCUCUCUGCCGAAUGUUUGUCCAAAAUCCCUAGCACAACUUCAUCUCCUCAGUUGGGUUCCAGUGCAGCGUCCACUAUGCCAACAUUUGUUGGACCUGAGAGUCGUCAUGGAAGGCCUCGGAAGCUGACAUCGCGAGUACAGGAAAUGUUUAAAGAGGCGGUUCAACGCCAACGACAUAGCCAUUACCACAAAAGUACUGAUACCACGCAUAUUCCUGAUUUCACCACUGAGGAUGAUGAUGAUAUUUCUGAAGAGGAGGACGAAUCAGAUGACUCGAAACGCAAGUGGUGUUUUUGUAAUGAGAAAAGCUAUGGGGACAUGGUAGCAUGUGAUAACAAAGCAUGCCCAUAUCAAUGGUUUCAUUAUCCUUGCGUCAAUAUAUCGUCAACACCUAAAGGUCGCUGGUAUUGCCCUCACUGUACAAACGAACGAGGAAGACGUGGCGACUACGGUGAUACUAACUCAGCCUCGCUGCUAAUAUCGCUGACGGAAUCUUGUGAUUAA